Molecule: messenger RNA, 1065 nt
Organism: Halteromyces radiatus
Lineage: Eukaryota; Fungi; Mucoromycota; Mucoromycetes; Mucorales; Cunninghamellaceae
Exons: 3
Coding region: 98-907 (269 amino acids)
Cellular component (GO): membrane
Molecular function (GO): serine-type endopeptidase activity
Source: RefSeq, a predicted model, not a curated record
ACAACAACAACAGCAACAACAAAGUGAUAAACUGGAAAAACAACAACAACGACGGGAAGAUCCGGGAAGGCUUGGAGGCAUCAGUACGGCUAUUGGAAUGCUUGAAUCGUGGGCAAAAUAUCAAGUUUAUCAAUGUCAGCAACUGUAUUUGGAAAAAUUCUCAUCACCUAGUCAACGCACUUUGAGUGGAUUGAUUGGAUUGAAUGUGUUGGUAUUUGUAGGAUGGCGACUACUACCUCUGAAAUGUCAACCUUUUAUGACUCGUUGGUUUACUAAUCAUCCUGUAUGGUGUGUGGGUCCUCGCAACUUGACUCUCAUUGCUUCCAACUUUUCUCAUCAACAUCUAUUGCCUCUGACAGUCAACAUGAUAGCUCUCUGGUAUUUUGGUACAGCUUUACAUGAUAUUCUCGGUAGACAACAAUUCUUGGCAUUUUACUUCUCUUCUGCCGUGACCAGCGCAACUAUAUCUCGCAUCUUGGGCUUACUUACGCGUCGAUAUCGUCCCAUCCUUCUUCUUCCUUCUUCUACAAGUUUAGGGGCAAGUGGUACUGUCUAUAGUUGCCUUGCUGCUGUCACUGCCCUUCAUCCACAUUAUACCAUUGAUUUGAUUCCACGGCUACCGAUUGAAUAUAGUACUAUUUUACCAGGAUUACUUACUGUUGACAUAACUGGGAUUUUAUUUCAAUGGCGACUGUUUGAUCAUUACGCACAUCUUGGAGGGGCAGGAUUUGGAUUAUGGUAUAUGACAUAUGGACAAGAAAAGAUGUGGAUUCCUCUUGUAAGAAAGAUACGUGAUAUUCGUGAUAGAAAUGAACGCAAUGGCAGGAAUGGAUCAGGACCACCAACAUCGACCAUUGAUAUACAGGCACCUCGUUUACCAUGGAUUCGUCGUGUGAACAAAGAAUGAAUCUUUCUUCUUAUCUUGGUCUUAUCUUGUAUUUUGAUUUUCCCUUUUUUUUUUAUCAUUGUUGUUAUCUCUACUCAUAUUCCCUUUACACACUUAUCUUGAUUUAUAUACCUCAUAUUAUUAGAUAUUGACAUCUCGUCUAUUUACCCAUUUAUUCC